Messenger RNA from Strongylus vulgaris, 338 nucleotides. NCBI's taxonomy places the organism in Eukaryota, Metazoa, Nematoda, Chromadorea, Rhabditida, Strongylidae. The record is from the annotation of a GenBank genome assembly.
AUGACAAUUGUACUUCUGCUCUGCUACAAAAUCAAAUAUCCGAACAAUUUCUUCUUACUGCGUGGGAAUCACGAAGUGGCCAAUCUUAAUAGGAUCUAUGGAUUUCAUGAUGAAUGUAAACGGCGCUACAGUGUCAAACUUUGGAAAACGUUCCAAGAUGUGUUCAACUGUAUGCCGGUAGCCGCACUUAUUGAUAACAAGAUCUUCUGCUGCCAUGGUGGUCUGAGUCCAACGUUGAGGUCGUUAGACCAAUUGAAACGGAUAGCAAGGCCCUGUGAUGUGCAAGAGACAGGUAAAAAUUUAUACAAAAUCUUAUCGAUGAGAAAAUCAGGUUAAAG